GUGUAGUCCCGCUCGCGAAUGUCGGCUGAUCGGGUCGCUAUCCGCGAGUUUAGCUUCGAAUCCCGAGCGACGCGUAUAGCUACUAUAGAUAAUCGUCGUUUAGCAUAUUAUCUAAGACUAUAUAGGUCUGCGUGCAAUAAUAACAAUCGGUGCGUGAUAUCAAAGACUCGUCGGUGCACGAUCUCGAAAAAAGGCGCAAAAGUCGCGCAUGCGCAUCCGCGGUGUGUGUGUGUGUGUGCGCGCGCGCGUGUGUGUGUUUUCCUGUCCACUAUCCGCCUUGACGUGUCUCUGUCUAACCAACGGUGCCAAGGAUAGCCCGGUCGCCGUCGCUGCCGCCGACGCAUUCGCUCUUGGGCGAGGACGUGACGCAUACCAGGAAGCAGCGGGCUCUCCGCUAUUCGGUGUGCGCUCCGCUAUCGUCGGGUUGCAGUCUCGAGUCAGGUUCUUGUCGUCUUGUAGAAUUCGUGAAAUUUAGACAGAUAUGUGCACUGUUUUACAAGGAUGCGAUUAGAUUUUGUCAGGUCGAAGGUUUUUUUGUAUCAAGCGUUGGUUUGUCAACUGCACUGGUCUAGUUAGUAGUACUGCGAAUUAAGCAAGCCUUAACAAGGAUCUUUUGUUGCGAGGGAAGGAUAUUUUAUUCAAACAACAACACAAUGGCUACAAAGAAUAGGUACAGUGGGUCUAUAAGACACAUGUGAAGAUAUGAGAAAGUUACUGAAACAAGAAUGUGCUCUCUCUUUGAAGAGCGAGUAGAAAAUAUGCAUGAUUGCAAAAAACGUCAAAGUGGUACUUGCAAGCAAGUAAAGUAUCGUGGACAUUGAUACUUUGUUUCAGAAGGACUAAAGGGAAAGACUGGAGUGAAAGUAGUAGUGAUGAUGUUAGCGAUGAUGAUGAUGCUGCUGAGGCACUUAAAAUGAGGAGAAUAUCAUAUGUACAGCGCGAAGAAUUGAGAAAACAGAGAAAAACUCAAAAAGUGUUAAGUAAGUUAUGUGAUGAUGAUGAAGAGAACAGCAGUGAUAUGGAAGUGAAGAAACAGAGAAGCAGCAGACUAAUAUUACCAUCACUACCUAUUGGUGUUACCAAGAAAAAAUCCAGAAAAGACCGUUCCAGUCCUUUAUCCGUAUCUUCAGAUUCUAGUUCUGAAGAUAAAAAAUCUAAAGUAUCAAAAACUAAUACCAGCUCCAAAAAGUUAAAAAACAAAAAAUUGAAUUCAUCACCUGAGUCUAAAUUUAAUAGUAAAAAACGUGAUAGUAGUAAAAAACGGACAAUCCAAUCUGGCGAACCUAAAUCACCUUUUAGUGUAGAUAAAAAAAUUGUAAAAAAAAAAUCCGUCAAAGAUAAGAAUCAAUCUGAUUCUGAUUCAAGUAAAGAGUUUCAAAAAACGAAAAAUAAGAAACCAUCUAAAACUCGACUUAGUCUUGGACAACGCAUGAUGGAAGAUUAUUCACACAUUGCUACGCCAAGUAAAUCGGACGAUGAAUCGAUAAAGGUUGAAACAAAGGAAGAAAUUUCGUUAAAACACUACACAAUCGAAGAAAUCGAUAAAAUACAAAAAAUCGUUGAUGAAUUCAAAGAAGAUUUACAACGUAUAAGUGAUUAUCUUCUCAAGAAGAAAAUCAAUGUACUCAGAGAUGCCAAAUUCUUUGCUCAUAAAAUAUUAAGUGUGUAUGAUGUUACGCAUGAAAAAGUGAAGGAAAGUAGAGGUUCUUUUGCAGAUAAAUAUAGAUCAUGGCUGGAUAACUUCGGCAGCAAAAAGUCAGUUGCAUCACCUAUUAAAUCAGUUAAGAAUUACAAAUUGUCAUCAGAUGAAGUUUCAGACUGUGAUAGUGAUAAAAUUUUUUCUGGUAAUGAAACUCGAUCAAGUAAAAAAGACAAGAGUGCAUUAAAAAUGCAAGAUAAGGAAAAAAGUAAAGUCGCCGAAGUUAUAGUCACUGGGGAAGAAUCAGUCCAUGUAACUAAUGAGGAAGAAGAUUCAUUAAUGGAAACCACGGGGAAGCAAAACAGGUCAAGUCGAUCGAAUUCCACAUCUUCUGUAGAUUUGUUUGAGUCGACUGCCUCAGAAGUUGCAAAUACACCAGUAAAGUCGCCGAUUUUAAGUGUGAGUCACAGGUCUCUCAGAAAAACUCUGUUACUAGCUAACAAGGCAAAGAAUGUUUCUAUUCCAAUGGACAUUGAUGAAGCACCCGUUGAAGAGAAUGAGAAAAUGGAUAUUUUUGAUACAACAGAUAAAGCUAAUACAGUAGAUACAAAAUCUAAAGAGUUGACAAAAAAUAAAGUUCAUGAAAAAGAAUCCGAGGUAGAGAAGACAACUGUUCAUGAAGAUAAACCAAAUGAUCAUGAAUGUGAGGCAAAGGAUCAUGAAGGUAAACCAAAGGAUCAUGAAGAGGAACCUAAGGGUCUUGAAGGUGAGCCUAAGUCUUUUGAAGCUGAGCCUAAGGAUCAUGAAAUUGGGUCAAAGGAUCUUGAAAUCGGGUCAAAGGAUCAUGAAGAUGUGACAAGGGAUCAUGAAGAUAAGUCAAUGGAUCAUGAAGAUAAGUCAAAGGAUCACGAAGAUAAGUCAAAGGAUCACGAAGAUGAGUCAAAGGAUCAUGAAGAUGAGUCAAAGGAUCAUGAAGAUGAGUCAAAGGAUCAUGAAGAUAAGUCAAAGGAUCAUGAAGAUAAGUCAAAGGAUCAUGAAGAUAAGUCUAAGGAUAAUCAAGAUGAGCUUAAAGAGUCUGAAAAACUGGAAGAACAGCAGCUCAUGGACCUAUCUGAAAUAUCGAUCAGUCAAUUGCCUACUCCUCCAGCCACAGUUCACGACUUGGAAAAUGAAGCCCGAGAAAAACUGCUGGCUGACUGCAGCGAUUCGGACAGCAGUGUUUUCUCUAAUACAGAACAAAACGUCGGAAUCAAUGCAGAAACUGACGCUGAUUCGGAAAUAUCGGUAAACAGCACCUGCAGCACUGUUAUCGGAGGGUCGAUUGACCAAUUGAAGAAGAAAAAACAGCUGGUCAAGAAAAAAUCAGAGGAAGAUAAGAAGAAGAAUAGCAGAAAAGAUGCAGACUCCACGAAUAAAUCAUUGAACCAAACUAACCGAUUACCCCUAAUGAAAACUAAAUCCAAAUCCAUUUCUUCCGAUAGCUUGUCGUCUGCGUCGUCGUCGGAUUCUGCGGCCGAGGAGAAGCAAGAAAUGAAGAAGUGCCACAACUCCGCGUCGCGUGGAGAUGAUAACAGUUCGGACGAUGAGACGGAUUUGUUAGCAUCGCCGCUCAGCAAGCGACGCAAACUAGCGUUCAACCUGCGGAAAAAUCAGCACUACAAAACCGACAAGAAACUGCGGAUGCAGUGUCGAGUUGCGCUGGAAAGAUUGUCGAAUAGCGUUCUCAAAAAGCACGCGAAGGCUUUGGAUAGGUCCAAGAAAUAUGUUGCGAAUAAAAAGUUAAAAAGCAUGACGAAUCUGGACAGUCUCGAAGGCAGUAAAAAGAGGUCCAGCAAGAAGAAUCUGGGCGACGUAAAAUCGCCACAACUAUCAGAGACUAGCAACGGCAAGGAAAAGAAAAAGAAAAGCGGUAAGGACGAGAAAAAAUCGUUGAACGAUCAUUUAGGCUAUGUUGAAAACGAAAUCGGCUCGGACGAAGACAUCGCGGCGAAUGAGCUCAAUGACACGGGGAGUAAUGAAGCUAUGGUACUGAUUGACGACGUUGCCCUAGUUGAGGACGACAUAGUUAUGGAGGUUGAAAACCAAGCAAAAGAGGCUCUACUCAAAAGCGACUCGAACUCAAGUGACGAUAAAGAAAGUGAUGAUGAAGUAGAGGAGAAAGAUUCCAAGAAGUCGAAGAAAGUGAAAGGGAAGAAAUCGUCCAAGGAUAAGCCAGUGGAAUUAUCGGAAGAUAAAAAUGAGAACGGAAAAAGCGAAAACGAAAGUAAUAAAUCGGAUGACGGUGAAGAAAAGACAAAUAAGGCUGCUUGGAAAGAUGAUGAAGUGCUAAAUUUUAAAGUAACUGAUACCGAAUCCGAAGAAGAAAAGUUUGCCAAGUCCCAGGAAAAGAAGGAAAAAAACAUGGAUGACGAUGAAAACAACGACGAAGUCUCUAUCUUGGAAGUAUCUCCUAUCAAAGUCCCUGUUAAGAAGUCUCAACGAAAAAAGAGAAGAAUUUUAGACUCUGAUUCAGAUUCAAAGUUUAAUUCGAGUGAUGUUGAUUCAGACGAAGAGAUAGAAUCUGACGAAGAAAAAGAAGAACAAGAAGAGAAAGAGGAGAAAAAGAAGAAAGGUCGAAAGCGCCGUCAAAAAUCAUCCGACUCGGAUACUUCCUCUAGUGAAAAAAAGCCAAAGUCAAAGAGAAAACGAAUUAAAAAAGUUGCUACUGAUAGUGACAGCGAAGACCAGGACUCUCCAAACAAAGGUAGAAAAAAUAUUCGCAAGGUCUUAAAAGAUAAACACGUCGCCGAUGACACAAAGAAGGCUGCGCAAGAUGAAGAGGAGCGUCUCAAGCGUAUCGCUGAACGACAGAAAUUGUUCAAUGAGAUGUAUGACGCUAGGCUGGCAGGAGAAGCUAAAGUCGACAAGUUAGUGCUAGAUUUUGACGAAGAAACAAAACAAGAACUAGUUGUUGUGCACGAAGAACUAGUGAAGCGUCUAAAACCUCAUCAGGCCAAAGGUAUUAAGUUUAUGUGGGAUGCCUGCUUUGAAUCUUUGAAGCAGAUUGAAAAAUCCGAGGGUUCAGGGUGCAUUAUAGCUCAUUGCAUGGGUCUCGGUAAGACUUUCCAAGUCGUCACAUUGGCACAUACUCUGCUCACCCACGAGGAGACGGGGGUAAGAACUGUGAUGGUUGUGUGUCCUUUAAGUACAGUAUUAAAUUGGGUCAACGAAUUUAAGACCUGGUUAAAACACGUAAAAGAUGGAGACGAAAUUGAAAUUUAUGAGUUGACAAAGAUGAAGAAGAAUAUUGAAAGGAAAUAUCAGUUAGAGAGUUGGCAAAAAACUGGAGGCGUCCUAAUUAUUGGUUACGAAAUGUUCCGGAACUUGACCAGCACCGGAAAAAAGAUGAGAAAAGCCAUGCAAGAGUCUAUUAUGAGGUCACUCGUGGAUCCUGGGGCGGAUCUCGUCGUAUGUGAUGAGGGUCACUUGCUGAAAAACGAAGAAUCAGCUCUGAGUAAAGCCAUGAAGCUUGUAAAAACUUUAAGAAGAAUCGUUUUAACAGGAACUCCGCUCCAAAACAAUCUAAAAGAAUACCACUGUAUGGUUCAAUUCGUCAAACCUAAUCUGUUGGGUACCAAAAAGGAAUUCUUAAACAGAUUUGUGAAUCCCAUUACAAAUGGUCAAUUCGACGAUUCAACGCCAUAUGACGUUAAACUCAUGAAAAAAAGAGCGCACGUGUUACACAAAAUGUUAGAAGGCAGCGUUCAGAGAUUUGAUUACUCGGUUCUCACGCCAUUCUUGCCUCCUAAGCAGGAAUACGUAAUUUUCGUACGACUGACUGAUGUGCAGAUUAAGAUGUAUCAGCACUAUCUAGAUAAUUUUGCAAGGCGAUACGGACAGAGGAACGGAUCGUUAUUUGCUGAUUUUCAGGAGCUUCAACGCAUUUGGACGCACCCUUACGUGUUACGUCUAAAUGCAGAGAAAGUUGAAAAAGCGAACGAGAAGAAGCGUUUAGAGGCUAGUGAUUCAGAAGGUUCUUUAAAAGACUUCAUUGAUGACGGCAGUGACACUGAAGCCAGUUCAAUUUCUCUUGCUUCCAGUGAUAGCAACAGUGAUAUCGAGUGUCUUGACUCAGAUAAAGAGAAACCGGCUGUCAAAGCCACUCGUAGUACUAGAUUAAAUCCAAAAGAAGAGCCAGUAGAAGAAGUUCCUAUUCAAGCAUCCGUUGAAGAAGCGGCGUGGUGGUCUAAAUUUGUGGAAGAAAAGCAUUUCGAGGAUUUACGCAUCUCAACCAAGCUUAGUCUUCUUUUUGGUAUACUAAAAGAAAGCGAACAGAUUGGCGACAAAGUGCUUGUAUUCUCGCAAUCUUUAUACUCGUUGACUCUCAUAGAACAUUUUCUAAACUUGAUUGAUAACCAAACUCAAGAUGGCGGAGAAGCCGAAAAUUUGGAUAAUCACACUGGAACAUGGGCACUUGGAUUAGAUUAUUUUAGGCUUGAUGGUUCGACAUCAGCCGAAAAUCGCAGUGCGUGGUGCAAAAUAUUUAACAAUCCCAAAAAUACGCGCGCAAGACUUUUCUUAAUUUCUACCAGAGCAGGAGGAUUAGGUAUUAAUUUAACAGCAGCUAACAGAGUCAUAAUCUUUGAUGCUAGCUGGAAUCCAUCUCAUGAUGUUCAAAGUAUAUUCCGAAUAUACAGAUUUGGACAAAAAAAACCUUGUUACGUGUACCGCUUCCUUGCCGCCGGAACAAUGGAAGAGAAAAUUUACAAUCGUCAGGUGACAAAAUUGUCAUUGGCUUGCCGAGUAGUAGACGAGCAACAAAUAGAACGGCAUUAUAGUAACAACGAUUUGGCUGAGUUAUACCAAUUCGAUUCUUACGAGGGUAAAUCAGUGACACUCAACUUGCCUAAAGAUCGUCUCUUAGCAGAGAUUUUCUUGAAGUACAAAGAUGCCGUUUACAACUACCACGAGCAUGAUUCCUUGCUUGAAAAUAAGGAAGAAGAAGAGCUGGAUGAAGAGGAAAGAAAGCAGGCUUGGUUAGAGUAUGAAGAGGAAAAACAAGGAAAACGUCAAAUGAUGAAUGUGGGCAACAAUAUGGGAUUCAAUCCGUUAUUGAUGAAUUUGAACUCGUUCCCAGAACUGGAGAGCAUCAAACUUUUAAUUCAAAAAGACUACCCUAAUCUGCCACCUGAACACCUUGAUACGGUAGCUCGACAAGCCGUAUUCGAUAUGUACCGUUUUGUAGAUCAGCAAGCUGUCGGACAAAUUUUCAAUAAUCCUUUUGCAGCCGCACAAAAUAUUCCACAACAAAAUAUGAUGGCCCCUCCUCCAAUGAAUAUACAACAGCAAACAAUACAUCAGCAGAAUCAGUUAAUGAAUUUGAUGAAUACGCCGCAAAUGAAUUAUCCAGGCGUUAAUCAAAUGCCAGUUUAUUCUGGUAGAGGACGGCCGCCUAAGCAUCUGUCGAUGAAUAAUCCAAUGGCGAACAUGGCCAGACAAAUGCAAAUGCCGAUGCAGCCGCAACAAAACCAAAUGCCAGUAAUGAGGAACAAUGACGAAGUAGAGAUACUUAAUAAUGAUCAGCAAGUAACUCAACCUAAUAUUGACCCAGCUUCCAAUAGUAACAAUAUACAAAAAGAAUGAGUGUAAAGCAGAUUAGCGCUAAUUUUUUAUUCCUAUUAAAAUUAAAUACUGUCAUUUUUGUAAAUAGUAACUAAAUUAUGUAAGUAGAGGUAGCGUAAAAUGUGUUUUGCUAAAGUGAUAAUGAAAUAUUGUUAAGUUAGUACAAAAGAAGGUGUCAUUAGCUGUAGAAAACUUCCAUCUAAUUUAUAUCUUCUGCUAAUGAUUAAUGUAUCCUGCAAAAGAUUAAAAAAAAAUUGGACUUCAUAUCACGAGUGAAUUGAAAAAAAGCGCUACGCGUGCACUAAAUCCAGUGAGAAAGUAUACGCAAACUUUUGUUUGUAUUUAAUCAGUAUUUACUUUCAAUGUAUAUAAACUUUCAGCUGAGUAGCUCCUGGUUAAAGGAUAAUUUUUUCUUAAUUUUCAAUUAUUGUUAGUGAGAUUGAAUUUUUUUGGAAGAAACUCUUUUAUGCUGUACGGACAUCCUAAAAAUCGUGAAAUUAUAUGUAUUUAGUUUAUAGUUAGACAUUUUUCAUUAUUUUUAACAAAAACCACAUAUAUGUAUAUAUAUAUGUACUUUUCACUCUAAAAAAUUGUAACAUGUACAAUUAAAGUUGGAGUAAUUGGUAACAUGUGGAAAAACAUUGUAUUUAAACUUGUGUAAAAGAAAUGAGCAAGCCCACAAUAAAAAUCAUUUCUUUAUAAUUCUC
Messenger RNA from Nasonia vitripennis (jewel wasp), 7947 nucleotides. RefSeq names its product transcriptional regulator ATRX homolog. Bases 914 to 7261 code for a protein of 2115 amino acids. Gene Ontology annotation, molecular function: ATP-dependent chromatin remodeler activity; ATP binding; ATP hydrolysis activity. The record is from RefSeq and is a predicted model, not a curated record. Gene Ontology annotation, cellular component: nucleus. The transcript is spliced from 20 exons. NCBI's taxonomy places the organism in Eukaryota, Metazoa, Arthropoda, Insecta, Hymenoptera, Pteromalidae.